This is a messenger RNA of Pocillopora meandrina, 8329 nucleotides long. Lineage: Eukaryota; Metazoa; Cnidaria; Anthozoa; Scleractinia; Pocilloporidae. The record is from the annotation of a GenBank genome assembly.
UAUGACUCUGCGUAGCCGAGGAUGCUAUAAACAGUAUUUUUAUCAUGAUCAUCUAACUUCCCGGUAAAUGAUGUUCAGAGGAGUUUUAUGCAACGGCAAUGAUGGCAACAUCAGAAGAAAACGUCCUCUAAAGACAUCGGCAGUUUUAAUGUGAGACACUUUUUCUCCGGACGAUUUUAUCGAUGCCACGACUAAUUGGUAAACAAAGCUGAAGGGUGAUUUACGCGAAUCUAGGAUGACAAAGGAUGCUGCUUUCACCAUUCUUCCUUCGUACAACAACAUAUCAACCACUAGAGUUCCGCCCGACCAGAUCAAGACUGAUAUCUGCCAAAAGAUUCUAUAUGAGAACGUCAACGGCAGGUAUGCGAGGAUCAAUUCAGACCUCGUUACAUUCGUUUAACCGCGAUCGUCCAGACGGUUGCGUCAGUUCGUUGUAAAAAGCGAAAAUACUUUCACUUUCUUUUUCAUCGAUAAACAUUGAUGAUCGAGAAAAAUUUACUAUAUCAAUUAUAUCUAAGUCAUUAGGGAACAAUAAGGUAAGAGGCUUCCUACAAUGUGCAGCACACAGCAACCAAGCAACGGUGAACAAAGGACAGAUUGGCGUCUGGUUUAUUUAGACAUUUAAUUUGACUCCAUGAAAGUAGAUUCUUGUUUUAAAAUUAGUUUUGCAAGGAUCAUAAGUAGAAGUUGAGCCCCGUUAUCCAACAGGCUGUCUCCUCUUGCAUAAGCUUCAAGGAAUCUUGUUAGAUUCCAAGGCCAGGUUGUUCAAAGCAGGGUUAAGAUAACCCAGGGUUAGUGUGAACACUGAUUUCAGAUCUUCAGUAUAAUUAUUUUUAUCUACAUUUUAAUGAUUGGAUGUUCUGAAAUGAAUUGAGAAAAUUAUUAGCAAAAAGGCUUUUGACCAAAGGAAUAAUGAAACUUGGAUUAAAAUUUAACGUUGGGCUAGCACUGAUUGGACUUUGAACCACUGGACCAAGUUCUCUAAAAAGGUAUUUGUUUGGAAGGUGCAGUAAUGUAUUUCCAUGUGCAACAUUGAACAUUUUACUUAUCGCUCUUUCAUUCUCUUUCCGUAUAGUCACAUCAGGAUUCUUGAUGUAAUCCUCCUGAUUCCAAACAUUCUGUUUCUGAUGUUCCUUAUGUACAGACUUGGAGUAGCUCAUGUACAGCUUAGCAAAAUAAGAUGUCCAAUUGUGAAGACUGUUUAUUUUAUGGUAGGGAUUGAGAUGAUUUUAAAAAGAAAUGCAACCAAAUUCAGAAAUUCAUGCAGGCCUUGCAAAGCCAUGCCCUCAAGAAAGUUUCACCCACAAGUUUUCAUUUUGAAAUACCUGAUGUAACAGGUAACCUAGGACUUCUUAAUUGAUUUUGUCUUUCGAUAGGUAUUCUUUGUCUGUAUCAUUGGAACAGCAAGAUGCUUUGUCUCGAUGCUUCUGACGUCAAUCUUGAAAUUACAUCACAAGGAUUCUCUGCCAACAAAGGUCCUUAAAUUCUUUGACAUCUGAUAAUUUUAUUUUAAUUAUAGGCUGUGUCAGGGUUUCUAUUCAAUGGUGUAAUAGAUGCAAAAAGGAAGGCACUGUAAUGCAAACCUAUGGAAGCUUGUCAGUUCCGCAACAUAAGAGGGCAAUAAUUAAAGCUUGCAAUAUUGGCCAUCACAAUCAUUGAAUCUGAUAGUGUUUGGCACUUAAAACACAACACCAAGAGGGUCUGUGGUCAUGCUUAGACUUUCCACUUUUUUUUUCCACUUUUAAUUUUCAAAUAUCCACUUCUCACAUCCUUCUAUUUAAAUCCCACUUCCCAAUUCUCCCUUCCCACUUUUCACUUUCCACUUUUCACUUUCCUCUUUUCACCUCUCUCUACUUUUCACCUCUUCAUAUCCCUCUUUCCACUUCCCACUUUUUGGGCACUUUGUGUCAUGAGUUGAAACUUGUAUUUUAAUGCAAAAUAUAUUUUUCAUAGAUUUUGUGGAUUAUACUGAGAUGCUUUUUGUUAGCAGUUGAAGUGAGUGUCAUAAUAUUCGCGGUCUGGGCAGGUAUGGACAAGAGUCAACUAUUGAGAGAUGUAAAUAUUGAUUGACUUCAUUUAAAGGUGAAUUAUCACAAACUAUGUUUGCCUUUAGGGAACAUGCAAGAUGGACGCAAAGGUGUAAGGAGAGUUCUGGGUCUGUCACUAUUUUGUGCAGUUGCAUAUUCAUCAACUCAGGUUUGCUGCUUUUUGUGAUGUUCAUCACCUUAAAUCUUAAACUUCUAUGACUGACCAAGACAGAAUUUCACCUAACAUUAUCAUUACAAUAUCAAGCAGAUAAGUGAUGAGAAUAAAGACAAAUAUCAGUUAAGGGCUUAUUAGCUGAUCCAAUACCAAAUUCUCAGAACUAGCAUUACAUGAGUUCUACAGCAAACAGGAAAGAGAAUAACUAGUGAGAUCUUGGGACUGACAGUAUUAACAGCAUUUUCCUCAUCCUUCUUCUUCCUCUUUUUCCUCUUCUCUCUCUUCUUCACUUUGUUGUAUAGUGAUAAUUAUUGAUAAUAAUUAUAUAAAUAGCUAGAGAAAUAAUAUUUAUAAUGAUAGCAAUCAUAAUCAUAUUAUUCUAUUAUUAUUAUUAUUAUUAUUACUUUAUCUCUCAGUUAGUGCGGACGCUAUGAUUGGUCAUUUUAGCGGAUCAUAUUUCCACAGCAUGCUAAAUUCAGUAGUUUGUUUGACAUAAAAUCCUCUCCCUCCCCCCCUUCCCCCCUCCACACACACAUUUGAACCCAGAUAUUUAUUAAAUACCUUACUACCUUUGUUUUCUCGGUCUGUACUGUAAGUUUUGGAACCCCUAUUUGUUUUCUCGGAUUUAUGGCUCACACACUUCGCACUGGACUAAAUAUCCGAUUGGAAAAAACUCGGUCCAUAACCUACUGUACGGAUUUUUGACUCGGUUAGUAGGAGGUAUACAUACAGUGUACUAUAUGCCAUGACCAUUUGUUGGUUUUGGCUCUCUUAGCAAGACAUAGAUAUACUUAACAAUGUAACAAUCACUUUAUGGUCAUCAUCAUUACCUUCAACAUCGUAAAUAUUAAUUCUUCUAUUUUCCUGGUACUCAGGCCACACUUGAGUUUGUCAAAUGCCCAGGAAUAAAUCGCCGAAUUUUUGGAAGUGAAAAGUAUGAUUUCUAUGGACAUGGUGGAUUGUUGUUUUUGUCGUCUACUUCUCUCUUUUUAGCUUUGGUAAGGAUGAUCUUAUUUAUCCACAAUUAGAUCAACACAAAACGUUUUAAAAGAAGCCGCUAUGAAAUAUAGAUGACAAGUUCAAGUUUAAGCUGAUUUCCAAUAAUCAAUCCCAUAUGUAAACCGCCGAGGCAAAGUUUGAUUUUCUGUUUGUAAUAAAGCAUCAUGUUCGGUAGUAGUUCAAUCAAAUUAAUUUGCUUUUAUAAACCGAGUUGGUAAUGCAAACUGGUCACAGUAAAGAGUUUCCAAAGCUGGCGCUUCGAGUCCUGUGUCAUUCGCUCUGACGAAGCCCUUUUUUCAUCUUUUAUUUCCUCUCCUUUUAGGUAUAUCUUAUUAUACUCAUUUUGCCGUGCACCAAGCUAAGAGAGUGGUUUGUUUUACCUGGUAAGAUUGCUGUUAAGUUUCAGCCUGGCAAAUAUACUUGUAGCCUCUCUUCUGAAGGACCACACCCACGGUAGUCUUUUCACAGGGCUCCAUUCAAAGUUCCGACGGGGAUCUAUUCGAUUUUCUAACAGGCUCUCUGAGACUAAUACUCUCUGUUAAUCAAGGAAGUACGAUUAGGAACUUUUAUUUGCGUUUCGCCGUUGAAUUUAGAGCGCAAUUAAGAGUUAGUGUCGUGAAAUCAAACUUAAGGUAAUCCGAUUUUCCAUUUUCCUGCGAGCAUUCCCUUCGGUACGACCAUUUCUCCGCUCGUGGGAAAGUAUGAGGCUUUGAGGAACGCGAGAAACCGAGAGGAGGUCUAAAAGGGUCUGGCACUAAUGAGCUAGCCGGCAAACUUCUCUCUGUUUCGUCUUAAAUCUUCCCGCGGGCGGAGAAACACGCGUCCUGCAGCGCUAAUAAUGAUAAUAAUCAUAGUGAAAACAAACAAACUGCCUGAGGCACGGGAAAACAAAAGGGACCAAUUUGCGGUUGGAUUUCGUUUUGCUUCUGAUUGGUUUAGAACGUCGUGCGAGUUUUCUGGACCAAUCAAUUAGGUCCAUGCAGAUAACGUCUACCCCUGACUUACGUUUGGUAUUCUCCUUUGUAGGGCGGAAAUCUUUCUACUUGUAUUGUGCUGUGAUGUGUGUCGUGAACCUAAUGCAAGGUUCUGCAAGUCUAUUGAUGUACGAAAGUUUUGUGCAAAGUUUAUGGUAGGUUCCGGAUCUCUGAUAUUACGUUGUUCUCGUGGUUUAGGGUAUAUAGCCAGCUUUCAAGGAAAAACACUCGAAUUGUCAACUUCAAAGGGAAAGGAUGGGUGGUUCGUUUAAACCGUCAGCCCAGUUGUCAAACGGCCUUUAUAAUAAUUCUUCUUUCAAUAAAGUUGCCUGUACCUGAUAGCAGUUUUUCUACGUUGCACUUGUAUAUCGUUCUGGUCCCCUUUUCUUAGCAAGUCUGUUUCAAAAUCCCUUCCCUAAGCUAGCCUGGACAAAAAACUUUUUCUAGAUCGUAGCAUAUUAACCUCAUAAACUGUAUCCAAAGACAAAUGAAUAAAGGGGGUAAGUUUCUAAAGAAACUGUGGAGCUGCGUCAGUGGGAGAGUAUAGCAGGUAAUUCAGUGUUAGUAACUGAGUUGAAAACGUAAAUUAGCCACCGUCAAGGGUAAAAAAGCUGACGUUUCGAGUGUUAGCCCUUCGUCAGAGCGAUUGACGAAGAGCUAACGCUCGAAACGUCAGCUUUUUUACCCUUGACGGUGGUUAAUUUACGUUUUCAACUCAGUUGCUAACACUAAAUUACUUGUAUCCAAAGACAGAACGUUUGCAUGAAUCCACUCGCGUCAUCCCAAAUACCGCAAUCUGAUUGGCUACGCUUGAAGAUAUGCCUGAAGUGAAACGGCAUGUUGAGUAUUUAAGAAUAAGAGAUACUGUAAUCAAAUCAUAAUAGCAUUGUUUACUCUGUUUUGUUUUGUUUAUUUACUUUGUUUUUUGUCAGCGUUUUAGACUUCACUUUGAUUAUGUAUUAUGCCGUGUUUGGUCCCAUUGUGUACUUUGCAUUUCUGAAAGAUUUCUUUCGAAGGUGAGCCACUUUUUUUCUUCCCACUUUUUCAUCUUUCUUUUCAGUUUACAUUCAUUUUUGAAUGGCUUAGUAAAUAGAGCGCUCAUAGAAUGAGUGACGGGAAGUAAAAAGCAGAGUUACCAUAAUGGCCAAUCAGAGCGAAGCAAAACAUUACAGGGAACCAAUUAGAAUGAAAAGCGGGAAAAGACAAGCUGCGUCAAGCGCGGGAAAACGCUCGUCAUCAAGCGUGGGAAACGCUUGUGAUCCAUCAAAAUGAGAUUGGUUUUACUUUUAACCUUGAUUGGUUGAAAAAGUGGCGUGAGUUUUCUUGGCUUAUUACACCCAUUUUGAAAUCACUGGUGUUCCCUGUAAUCUGAUUGGCUCUUAUUGGUGCGAUUUAUUCACGAAUCGCACCAUUUUUAAAAGUAACCAAUCAAGUUGCAAGAAAAUGAAAGACAAAGAGUAUCGUAUGGCAAAUUUUGCUACUUUUGUUUCCAAAACUCUCACUUUUUCCCCUCCAAAAAUGGAUGAAUUUAAUUUAAACCAGCUCAGUACUGCAUCAAUAAAAUAUUUGAAGUGACCAAGUCCUGUAUUUGGGCGAUUUCAAAAUGGAUGUCAUAAAGUGGUAAUUGAACCUCGUGUCGUGCAAUUUUGGUCUGAAAUCAUACUUGUGAUUUCAAAUCGAACUCGCGCUGUGCGCUUGAUCGAUUUUGAAAUCACACGUAUGAUUUCAGCUCAAAUUGCACUCCGCUCAGUUCAAUUACUAUUACUAAUCAACGAGCAAAGAGAAGUAAAACUAACGCAAUAUAGGAUCACUUUUGACAUUCAAUCGCUGUUUUUCGGGGCAAAGCGAGUUAUCAAAACUAAAAGAGAAGAGGAGAGGUAUUUAGUGCUUUUUAUGGGUAUUUUAAUCUUUGAAGAUAGUUGGAUUUCUUUUGUUCCGUCUACUGUGGUUAUAUUUUUGUUCAUUGGCCCGCUGUUACAAUGGCUGUGCCAUUUGAAAAGUUUCCUGAUAUGCACUAACGAUUGUUCGUUACCACUAAGUGAUGAUCAAGGGGUGGGGCCUGGGGCCUGGGGCCUGAGGUUAAGACCUACAGACCCUAGACCUCCGGACCUCCGGACCUCCGCACCUCCCCCUCCCUAACAAAAAAUUCCUGUUUCCGCCCCUAGCUCGUUUGUUCAUGUUUGUCAAUUGGUCAUGGACAGUCUUGCAAAUAAGUUAGACUUUCUUUUAUAAUCCCUAUGUGACCAACUUGGUUCGUCGUAUUUUGUUCUUUCAGUGCGUAUACGCAUGUAUUGACAGUGGAUAAUGAUUAUGCCAGCUACUCAUACUCCUAUCUGCCAACAGAAGAUGUCGGAGACGGUUACGUUUCUUCUGAAUUUGAUUAAAUAGUGACGCAUGUGAGACGGAGACAACACAGCGGUCGGACGUCGUGCAUGCGCGAGAGAUCAAUUCUGACCGGCCGUGAGCAACACAGCGGUCAAACGUUUUGCUUUUGCUAGGAAUCAAUUCUGUAGGUCAAACGUAGUGCAUGCGCCAAAGGAGGAAUCAAUUCCGGCUGGCUAUGCGCCAUUUUCCCGCCCUAAAUUUUAGAGGAAAACAUGGGAAACAACUACUGUCUUACAAAAUAAGCGAAACAAAAUUAAAAUGUUCAUAAAAGAAAAAAAAAUUAUGGGAGAGGAAAACUCGAGAAUUUUCGAAGACAAAUCUUAUUUUCGCACGGGUUUUACCAGAAACUUAGAUGCUUUUUGUAAUACCGUGACUUAUUGGCUUGUGUGGUUUUUUGUAAUUCUUUUGAGACAGCCUGAAAACGCCACCUAUUAUGCAACCUAGGUUUUAGAGCGUUCGCGCAUAUGCAGACGUUUCACCGCUGCGCUGACGGGGACUCUUACUUACAGUGCGUGGCAAAAGUCCUGACACGCUGUUCCAUUUUUUUAAUUUUUCUCUACAACUUUCAUUGACCUCCCCCACUCUCCCAUUUAAAUGUUCCCUGACGAGUUGGGAAGAGGUUUGCUGGGGGCCUGGCUGGCUUAUCAGUGCCAGGCCCCUCGCAGACCUCCUGCUGGCUUUCGUUUUAGGAUAAUGAUUUUGACAUAGAAUUUCUUAUUAACUUUAAGAUAUUAUGAGUACGUUAGGAUGUUGUAUAGAUAUUUAAUUCAGAUUUUUAAUUUUUUUUUAACUUUAUCGUAAUAAGAUUAGAUUUUUUCUUAUUGCACAGUUCAUUGUAUAGAUAAUAGCUGUAUACAACGGCUCUUACAUUGGUAAGUCUCAAAAAUGUCGGGUAGUUUGUCUCACAAUGUCACGCAAUCUUAAGAAGGUCGAUCACGGUAAAACGCUUGUCGCACUCAGUCACGCAAUCUUAGGGUCACAUUGAAGGGAAGAUUUGCUUUGGAUCCCUAGUUACAAUAAAAGUUUUAAUUUCAACGAGAUACUAUCGUGGCGUUGAUGAAAAUAUGUUGAGGCAGAUUAACACAAAUGGGCAAAACUGAGGCGUACACGGUUUCAUUUUAUUCUAAAAAAAGUCAAAUAAUAAGUGGUUACGCUAAACAAUGGACUUUAAGAGAAACCUUUUAACACUUAUGCUUGCAAUUUUGCAGACCUGAGAGGAACAUCCACACCACAAAUUCUUACAUCUGAGUCAGUAGCCAUAAAUUAAUUCAUCAGAAGUAUAACAAAAUUCUUGAACGCGAUUGGUUAUCACAAGCCCGAUUUGAGCACUAAUAGGACAGUGUACGCAUCAUGCCUGUAAUUGGACAGUGCAAUAGGACAGUUUAAGGAACAGUUAACACAUUAUGCCUGUGUAAGUGAUAAGUGGACAGAACUCGUCAUGUGCGCGCGCUGCUGUCUUGCAUUUCUUCGAGUUAAUUGUUGUUUUUUUUUUUAAUGAGAACGCAUGACCGAUGUCUAGCUUCUUUCUCAAAUUAUGUCAUAGUUUUAAUUAAUCGGUAACAGGACUUCCUAUCCUCCAAUUCUGUCCGUGAUUGACAAAUCGGACUCCCGCUUCGUGAUCGUCCAAUUUCGUUUAUCACUCGUAUGAUUACAGACCGAAUUGGACUUUCUCUCGGUCAUGUUACCGUUACUAAUUAUUUAUUCAAUAAAAAUACAGAAUAAGGGCCGUUCAUUAUUUGCCGCGGGGGGGGAGGGGGGCAGUCAAUUUU